GGAAGAUGGCGGCUGCCCCGCUGUACUGUGUCUGCCGGCGGCCCUAUGAUUUUAACCGGUUUAUGAUCGAAUGCGACAUUUGUAAGGACUGGUUCCACGGCAGUUGUGUUCAGGUAGUGGAGCACCAUGCUGCUGAUAUCGAUGUGUAUCACUGUCCCAACUGUGAGCCCAUCCACGGACCCUCCAUGAUGAAAAAGCAUAACAACUGGCACAGGCAUGACUACACAGAGCCAAAUGAUGGCACACACCCCAUCCAGGCAGGAACUGCUGUGUUUGUACAGGAACUCCAAGCCAGGAGCUUUUGCAGUGGGGAUGAGGUUCUGGUGCCAAUGCAUGGGAGUCAGGUGACCCAACGCUUCCUGGAGAAGGAGGGCUUCCAUUACCCCAUAGUGGUGCAUGACCAAGAUGGACUGGGCCUUAAACUGCCCUCUCCUUCUUUCUCUGUCAGCGAUGUGGAGCAUUACGUUGGGUCAAAUAAAGUAAUUGACGUGAUUGAUGUCGCAAGACAGGCAGACAGCAAGCUGAAGCUGGGAGAGUUUGUGAAGUAUUACUACCAACCUGAACGGCCCAAAGUUUUGAAUGUUAUCAGCCUGGAGUUCUCUGACACAAAGAUGUCUGAUUUGGUGGAGGUUCCUGAGAUAGCGCAGAAUAUGUCGUGGGUGGAGAACUACUGGCCUGAUGACUCGCUCUUCCCCAAACCAUUUGUGCAAAAGUAUUGUCUCAUGGGAAUGAAGAACAGUUACACAGACUUCCACAUCGACUUUGGAGGAACUUCAGUGUGGUAUCAUGUUCUUUGGGGAGAGAAGAUUUUCUACUUGAUCAAGCCGACUAAGGCUAACCUUGCACUAUAUGAGUCCUGGAGCUCAUCACCCAAUCAGAGCGAAGUAUUCUUUGGGGAUAAAGUUGACAAGUGUUACAAAUGUGUGGUGAAGCAGGGAACUACCAUCUUCCUCCCCACCGGUUGGAUCCAUGCAGUGCUCACUUCUCAGGACUCCAUGGCGUUUGGUGGGAAUUUCUUGCAUAACUUAAACAUAGGCAUGCAGCUCAGGUGUUAUGAGAUGGAACGCAGACUGAAGACUCCAGAUCUCUUUAAGUUCCCAUACUUUGAGGCCAUCUGCUGGUACGUGGCCAAAAACCUUCUGGAGUCCCUUAAAGAGCUGCGGGAGGAUAAUCGUCAAGCUCAGGAUUAUCUAGUGGACGGGGUGAAAGCUUUAAUCUCAUCACUGAAGACAUGGCUGAGGAGGGAGUUGACUCAACCUAACAGUGAGGUUCCAGACCAUAUCAGGCCAAACCAUCUCAUCAAAGCUCUGACCAAGGAGAUCCGCAACCUGGAGGGUGAUUCGAAUAAAGCUGGAAAAUCUCAGGAAGGUGCAGAGUCCGCUUUAACACGCUCCGCACUGGAGAAAGGAUAUCAGGCACGGCGUGCAGCUCGGAGGCUACGAGACCAUCAUCAUCGACACCACCACCAUCAUCAUCAUCAUCACAGCCGCAAACUGCCCUCUAACUUGGACAUCCUGGAGCUUCACACGCUGGAGGUAUUAAAGAGACUGGAGGUCGGACCGCUUGUGGAGGACCCAACCUUCAGCUCCAAAGUGAACGGCAAGUUUAAGAAAGUGUCUGCAGUAGCUGUUGAUGGGAGUCAUGACAAUGCCCUGCGCCUGGUGCUAUGUAAUGGCAAAAUUAUGAGGGAGAGGUUAUCUAUCAGUAAUGUGACAGCCAAAGUCAAUGGAGUGGAAAUGUUGCAGUUCCAUCAACACAGGAUCAAAUUGGAAAGAAUGCCAAUGUGCCCAGAAGAAGAAGUGAAAAAAGAAAAGCAAGAGGAUGAAUUUGGAGUUCACUGCUCCAUCAAGAAACCACUCAAUCAUGGUCUAACAGUGCAGACAGAGUCGCCACGUGUAGCAUCUUCAGACAGUGACUCGGAGUCAGAGGCGGAGGAUUGUGCUGAGAAACGCUCAUCAGAGUCAGGGAGUUCUGAGGAAGAGGAUGGAGCGAGCAAGAGAGACUCAGGGAGUUUUGUGGAGCAUCUUAGCGGCCACCAAAAGCAAGCGUUAAAACGAGAACGUCCUACCUCACCGAGAACAGACAGUGCCAUUCAGGGCAUGCUGUCCAUGGCGGGGCUGUUGUGUCCGCAGGCAUCAGAAGGGGCCGAUUGGUGGACCAGUCAAGGUAACAGUAACAGCAACAGCAGCAGUGAUAUGUGGGACAGCAGUGAACCCUGCUCAGCGCCCCGCAGCCCAGAGGGAGGAGACGGGAGUCUCGGGGAGGAAUAUUCCUAUAGAGAGAGCUCACUUUCCCCUCCGCUCCACCCCUCCAAAAGACAUGCCCCCAACCCCACGCCCAUCAGCAACCAGGCCACUAAAGGAAAGCGUCCUAAGAAAGGAGAGGCGACAGCUAAACAGAGGCUUGGGAAGAUAUUGAAAAUGAGUCGCCAUAAAGGCUUAUUCCUGUAGCAUGACGGAGGAAAGAAUGAGACUAUGUUUAAUAAAUCAACACAGCUGCUUUUCUUUAUACGCUGGGAUUAUCAACACACACACACACACACACACACACACAAACACACACAGUUCACUGUGCAUGUUUAGGUGACAGGGUAUGUUUAAUGGCUCACCUUUUCCACCAAUCACACGAAAUACACAACACAUUAUCCAUCAACGCAGGGAAACUGCUUUACAGCAUUUAAACAUUAACAGCCAAAAGUUUCAAGAGGAAGCACAGAAACGCAUGGUCGGAUGCCAGAGAGCAGCGCGUUCCUUCUGGCAAAUGUGUAUCACGGGCUGAGGCCUCUCCUCUCCCCCACCCUACCUCUUCUCACAUCUGUAGCAUGAGUGUCCAGGCGCUCGCAGACACUGGGAUUGUUCCAUUGAUCCUCAGAUUCCCCUCAAGUCAUUAUCAAUCUGCCUAUUUCUCCUUUUGAUUGUCUCAGGCUGGAGUAUGAGCUUUUGAAAUGGUGCUGAUCGUUUAUAAGCCCUUUCCCAACCCCCUCUACCCCUUUAAGCAAUAAUUGUACAGCAGUGAGUGAUGUUUUGAUGAUUUAGUGGGCUGCACUUUUAGGAUGCGCAGGAAGUCCUCUCAUGGUGGAACCAUCAAAUGAAAUCAGAGUGGCAAAGAUACAACUAUAUGACUUCCCCUUGAUUUGACAGUGUUAAUCCUUUUUAAUUAAGUUAAUUACAUUAAUAAUCUGUUUUUGUACCUUAGUUUGAAAAAACAAUAUUUACAAAGGUGAGAAAUAUGCUGAUAAAUGCUUAUACAACAGAAGUCUGUGUUUGCAAUCCUUGUAUUGCAAGUGCAUCUGGUUGUAAACAUGUUUUGGUUCGUUUUUUAUGUUCCCGAAAGGUACUAGUGAAACUCGGAAAUAGUCAUUUUACACUGGCAAAAUUGAGAAAAUCGUACAUGUAUUGUCACACAUUUAUUCGCCUCUGUCACAACCCAGUGGCCGCAGAGAGGUACUGCAUCCUGGAGCGCUGCCCCGAGAUACUGUAUGUGAUGUAGUUUGCGAGGACUAAAUAUGCUUGUCACGUGAUUGACAAUGAUCUUCAGCUCAUUCUGCAUAAUUUGUUCUAUUUUGUUUGUUUUAAUUGUUUUUUUUUUGUUGUUGUUUUUUGACUGGACAACUUAUUUAUUAAUUUCAAAGAUUUAUAUUGCAUUCUGAGUUUCCCGUUUUUCCUUAGUAUUGAAUAGUUAUGUAAAUACGAGUAUAAUUUCGAAAGAAGAAUGAGCUUUUGUUUAGGUUCAGCUUUAUGGGGUUUGUUGUCAACACAUUUAAUGCUACUUUUUAAAAUAAUAAUAAUUUGAAUGACUUUACCUGUUAAAUUUACCUCUGAAAUGUUAGCGCGAGUUGACUGUGUGAAUAUUGAUGCUUUAUGUUGUCUUUGCGACCUGUUGAAGCGGGACAAACGAAUUUCAGUGGGAACAACAACAAAAAAAUGGUGGUGCUUGUGUGAAUUUCUUAGAGAGGCUAUGAAACGUUUUCUCAGGGAACAUCAAACAGGUGACAUCUUUGAAUUCAUCACUAGCACCGUCGUUUAAUCGCGUUUUGUACUCUUUCCCACAAACUUGCCAACAAAUGUAUAUAUUCCCAUUUAUUUUGUGUCUGGUAAAUGUAAAACCCAGAUUCUGAACAAAAGUGUGUUCCACUGUAAAGUAUAUAAAAAUGAGUUUGUAAGACUUUGUGAGGAUAGAACAGCACCAACAGAUUUUGGUCAGCUACUCUUGACUGUUGUGUAAGAAGUCUGUUGGUUCAGAAAGCAAAUGCACUAUUUUGGAUCUACAUGACUUGAGUCGGAUAACUGCUAAAACUCAGGCUUUGUUAUGGUUUUGAGUUUUGCUCAUCCGCGAGUGUUUUAUGAUGAAAUGUUCCUCUGUUCCCACUCAAAAACCGUCACAUAGACAGACACCCUUUGAAAAUGUCAGCACUAUAAGGCAAACAGCUCAUAUCCUUCAUAUCUGAUCAAUCGAGCUGUUCUUCAGACAGGUUUCCAUUGCUUUUGACGCAUUAAUUGUACAGUAUUUAUUAAGCUCUAGCAUUCAUUUCCAUACUCAACUGUGGUAUAGACUUAAUGUCACUGUGUUUUCAAAUGCUGUGUUCUGUUCCUUCUCUUCAAUAGUUCUCUUUGAAAAGUUUUGGAUGUGAUGGACUUUCUCCAAUGCAAUGUAUAUAUAAGAUGCGAGAAAUGUUUUGUAGAUCACACUGUUUUCCCCUUCCCUUUACCAAGUGUUAAGUGAUAAAACACUGUUCUAUUGACAAA
Pimephales promelas (fathead minnow) is the source of this 4745-nucleotide messenger RNA. RefSeq names its product lysine (K)-specific demethylase 7Aa (gene kdm7aa). The record is from RefSeq and is a predicted model, not a curated record. Lineage: Eukaryota; Metazoa; Chordata; Actinopteri; Cypriniformes; Leuciscidae.